UCAGCAAACAUUAAUUUUUUGAGCAGCAAAGCAGCAGCCUAGAAGAUGAACAUUCUACCAAAAAAGAGUUGGCACGUUCUGAACAAGGAUAACAUCGCCAAAGUCCGGAGAGAUGAAGCCCAAGCUCGAGCUGAGGAGGAAGAGAAGGCGUCCCGUGCCGCCAUAGCCGAACAAGAGGCAAGGCUUGGAGCUAUGAGGAAGAGGGCGAGAGAGAAAGACGGUGUGGAGGAGGAGGAGAGAGGUGGGGGGAAGGAGAGGGGGAGGAAAGAGAAGAGAGAAGAGUGUUCCGUGACUGAUGCCAGCGGACAUAUCAACUUUUUCACUGAUCUUCAGAAGGGGAUAGGUCUCCAGGUCGGUAAUGUUGAGAGAGAGAAGGAGAUGAAACAGGAGCAGGAGAAACUGGAGAAGAGGAUCGGACUUCUCAACUACCUCGUUGACAAAGACACAUGAUGAUGGUAUUAUUCUGCCCGACCAGAGUCGGACAAUGUGCCGUGGUACGUCAAGUCCGGUAGAGGUGGAGCUGGAGUGGAGGCGGAGGGGAGGAAGAGUGCCAAGGCAGAGGCGAGGAAGGAGCUGCAGGAUCCUCUGCUGGAGAUGAGAGGACAUCUCGAGGCCAAGAGGAAGAGGGAAGAGGUGGUGGGUGUGGUAGGGGGUGUGGUCUCAGGGGCUGGAGCAGUGCAGGGUAUAUCACACAGUAGUAGUCAGCGAGGGAGGUUGUCCUCUGGCAAGAGUGAAGGAUACAGAGAAGGCACCAGUAGUGAUAGACACAGUGAGAAACACAAGAGUCGUGGACACAAGAAGAAGAAAAGCAAAAGGGAAGAGAAAGAGGAGAAGAAGAAGGAGAAGAAAAAGAAAAAGGGGGAGGGAGAGGAUGAAAUAGAGAAACUGAGGAGAGAGAGGAGGAAGAGGGAAGAUGCAGAGAGGAUGCGAUCAGAGGCUGUAAUUAGGGGGCUGCAGGGAGGCGGGGGCAACAGCUUGAGUCAACCAGAAGCAGUAGUCGAGAAGGGGUCUGGGAGGUACAACAGUCAGUUCAAUCCUCAUCUUGCAAGACAACACAAGUAGCUUUAUAUCACUUAUACCAUGACUUUCAUGUGCUCAAAUUUCUGAACUCUCAUUUAGUCUAAUGACAUGCUCACAAACGAGAUAUCGUUCGGUGUUUGUU
Messenger RNA from Geodia barretti, 1162 nucleotides. NCBI's taxonomy places the organism in Eukaryota, Metazoa, Porifera, Demospongiae, Tetractinellida, Geodiidae. The record is from the annotation of a GenBank genome assembly.